Molecule: messenger RNA, 1374 nt
Organism: Daldinia childiae
Lineage: Eukaryota; Fungi; Ascomycota; Sordariomycetes; Xylariales; Hypoxylaceae
Exons: 2
Coding region: 1-1374 (457 amino acids)
Source: RefSeq, a predicted model, not a curated record
AUGUCGUUCGAUGGUUCUUAUUCCGCAACAUUGAGUCCGUCAGUGUCCGAAAGCUUCGGAUCCCACGUCCUAUCGAAUUCGAUAUCGUCCUUAUCAUCCUCAACAACAUCUCGUCCAUCAUCGAAUAAUAUUUCUAAGACUUACCGACAGGCUUCGCAAUUAUUCUUAACGCGUCGACUUCCCGAAGCUUUAUCAACAGUCUUACCCUUGAUCACCCCAUCCACUGAAAGUUCCAACGUAAAUGGAUCGACUGAGCCGGCACCCGUUGCUCGAGCCUCGAGAUCCACAAGGAUAAAGGUAUGGAGUCUUUAUCUGACGAUUCUCAAUGCGAUAUUGGAACUGGAUGCCGACGAAGGAAAAGAUGCCUUUGGCACUCAGGAAUGGCGUACUAUAUGUAAGAAGGUGCGGGAUAGUGAUGUCUGGGAAGAAGUGGUGCAAUUUGGAUAUCAUGGCGUCGAAGGAGAGGUAGAUUCCGAUGUCGUUAUAAAUCUGGCGACUCUUCUACUUGCACAUGCGAAAUCACAGGCAAUCAACCAAAAGCGGCUAGAGAAUUAUCUAGCCUCGUCAAGUACCCCAAACCUUGAUAUUUCCAAACAGCUCGAGGCUACUAGGUCUCCACGAUUAACAUCGCGAAGUCGAAGGUCACACUCUAAGAGUGGUGCUGACACUCCUCGGGAUCUCAACGCUAGAGUUAAGAUUCUCGAACUGUAUACUCUCCACGUCUUGCUACGUAAUAAUGAAUGGGACUAUGCUAGAGAGUUUAUUAGCUCCAGUGCAGUACUAGACGAAGAGCGGAGGGAUGCUUUUCUACAGGCUCUCCAAAGUUUACAGGAAGAGCAGCAUGAAUCAGAACGAAAAGAACGCGAAGAGAAGCAAAAGCAGGAGGAACAACUGCAAAAGGAUAUCGAAGAGGCUAGGAGAUUGAGAGCAGAGAAUGAAGCAAGAGAACGACGUCGAAUAAACGAAGAAAGGGCCAAACGAGAAGGUACGGAGAUCGACUACGGUAUCGAAGAUACUCCAAGUUCUUCGGGGGUGAGAAAUAAGGCUCGGAGCGGUUCUAAUGGCUCUGCAUUAUCAAGGUCGUCCAAAUCAUCCAAGCCAUCCACCCCCAAGGAGAAAAAGGCUGUAGCGCGCCCAGGUCUUGGUGCUCGAGCUAUAAUGAUUCUAUCGAAUCUUCGUAACAUCAUCGAGCAGAUGAGCGCUACAUUUAGAGCGAACCCGGUAUUGCUUAUGAGGUUGUUAGCCUUUGUCAUUGGUGUAAUUGUUAUGUUUGGUAGGAAAGGUGUUCGCGAGCGGGUUCGGCAGAUUCUUGGUACGGGCUGGAAUAAGGUGAGAUCAACCGCUGGUAUGGGUGUUAAGGUGAGCUACAUUUAG